AUGGCAGACGGAAAUACGCAAUCAAGAUAUGUGAGAUUGACGAAAGCUGAUCAAGCGCCAUUGGAGGAUAUCACCCCUGGAGAGCUCAAUCAACCUAUCCAAGUCCCUCAGUUGAUUGUUCAUAGAUGUGAGGAAUGUGGGCAGCCGCUGCCGGAAAGUUAUCAGCCACCAGCCGAUGAAGAUUGGACUACUGGCAUUUGUGGUUGCCUUGAAGAUACUAAGACUUGUUGGAGAGGGAUGUUGUGUCCUUGUGUGUUAUUUGGGGAAAAUGUAGAGACAUUGAGAGAAGAAAUUCCAUGGCAAAAUGCAUGUGUUUGUCAUGCAAUGUGUGUAGAAGGAGGAAUGGCAGUGGCAGCUGCAACAGCACUUUUCCAUGGCAUUGAUCCCCAAACUUCUUUCUUGAUUUCUGAAACUCUCUUGUUUGCUUGGUGGAUGUGUGGCAUUUAUACUGGUUUAUUUCGCCAAUCGUUACAGAAAAAAUAUCAUCUCAAGAACUCACCAUGUGACCCAUGUUUGGUGCAUUGCUGCAUGCAUUGGUGUGCUCUUUGUCAAGAGAAUAGAGAGAUGAGGAACCAUCUUUCUGAUAAUGUUACCAUGCAAAUGACUGUUAUCAAUCCUCCUGCCCUUCAAGAGAUGAACACCAACAACGACGAUGAAUAUGCACCCUCUUCCUCGUCCAUGCCAUCUCAAGAACUCGCAAUCACACCGAUUUAG
Messenger RNA from Benincasa hispida (wax gourd), 714 nucleotides. RefSeq names its product cell number regulator 6. The record is from RefSeq and is a predicted model, not a curated record. NCBI's taxonomy places the organism in Eukaryota, Viridiplantae, Streptophyta, Magnoliopsida, Cucurbitales, Cucurbitaceae.